Messenger RNA from Xenopus laevis (African clawed frog), 2077 nucleotides. RefSeq names its product proline-rich membrane anchor 1 (gene prima1.S). Bases 551 to 964 code for a protein of 137 amino acids. The transcript has 5 exons. The record is from RefSeq and is a predicted model, not a curated record. NCBI's taxonomy places the organism in Eukaryota, Metazoa, Chordata, Amphibia, Anura, Pipidae.
UGGGGAUGAAAAAUCACUGCAGCAUGCUGAGGAUGGAUUGCAGUCAGGGAGGAGAGCUUCUAGCUCCGGUCUCCUACUAGUUCUGCAUUUCUCCUGCUCUGCUCAUUUGGGAUCUGCUGCGCUGUAGUUCUGAUUAGUGGCAUUUUAUUUCCCUGUUGUCAUAGUAGGAUAGUUUUCUGGAAUGAAAGAUGGGAGGAAUCCCAGUCUGUAGCUGCACUGGGGAUCACAACUGCCUGUGAAACUGCUGCGCUCUGAAUUAUUCUUGGCUGCUGGGACGCACGGCGCUCAAUAAAGCGCACGGGAUCUGUCGCAAAAUGCUGCCCGACUCGGGCCAGGUUGAACCAUGGGAGAUUUAAUCAAUAGCAGGGGAGGAAUCGGACCUGGGAGGUUACUCAGAACCUCCUCCUUUAUUGCCAACUUUCCCCUGAGGAGAGGGAAGGAGCCGGGAACCUGAACUCGGUGGAGAAAGAACAUGUGAGCAGGAGAUUUCAUCCAGGCGCCACAGCAUCUGCAUAUGGUUACCACGGGUUUGAACAGUGCUUGAGGAGUUAUGCAGAUCAGAGGGACAUUGCUACCUGGUUCUUUUACUCUCCUGCUUCAUUGUCUCACUCUACCCUUGCUUGGACUCAUUCAGAUUGCUCAGUCAGAACUCCAGAGAACAUGUUCCAGAUCAACAUCUGAGAGCCUUCCCAGCGGGUGCCAAAAAUCAUGUCCUUGCAGACCUCCGCCUUUGCUCCCGCCUCCUCCGCCACCACCCCCGCCUCCAAGACUUCACCCACCCACUGUUGGUCCUGUAUGCAUUCAGGAAAAGACCUGGUGGCAUUUCCUGGUAAUUAUUGUUGCUGCAGUUCUUCUCUUUGUAGCUGUUAUCAUGUGCUACAAAGCAAUAAAGAGGAAACCAAUGCGCAAAGAGGAGAAUGGAACUAGCAGGGCAGAAUAUGCAAUGUCUCUGGAAACUGCCUAGAACCAGGAUCCCAGCUGUGGAUAUUAUUAUCAUCAUUGCAUACCCUUCAAAUUACGGGAGGCACAGAAUGCACGUAUCCCUUUUUCAUUGUUUUGUUUUUGAUGGAUAAGUACUUGCAGAAGUCAUGGAGAGGAGGACUUCAUUUGGAGUCAUAUGCACCUGUUGCAAAGGCUGAGUGUGAGGUUUUUGUCCAACAAAGGACAAAAAUGUACUUCAGAGCAUUCACAUGAGAAGAAGGUACCUUCAUUGCAUGUAUCUGGUAGAAAGCCCAGGUACUCCUGUUAUUGACUGACCACAGAAAGGAUUGUAUGGCUGUGAAGUACGGAGGGAGACUUGCAGUCAUUUGGUCUCCAGUGGAGAAUGUAGACUAUGGCAUCUGCAUGUGCAGUGUUUUCCUAUCAAGGACUGAACCAUUGUAUUAUGGACACUCUGGGAUGAUACCAUAAUUCUGAGAUACCCCAAAAUGAAUGCAUGCACUUAAUAACUUAACCCAGGACACACAGCUGCGGUAUCACCACUAUGCAAUACCAAUGGCUGAAGAUGGUUCCAAGAAAGCAAUGUAAUUGACAAGAUUUAUGACUUUGUUGUUUUUAACUAUUAGUUGCCAGUUUGGAUCACAUCGUCCCACCAAACAAUAGUUAGACCCAACUGGUUAGGAGAGGUCUCACGGUGCUUUGAGCAGUAAUUUCAUGUUUCAUUUCUUUCUUUUUUAAUAUAUUAUUUCUUUAGCCUAACCAAAAGAUGAAUUAUUUUUUUUGCUCUCUGAAUGGUAUUUUGUUGAUUUAUCCAUACCAGUGUGCAUUUGUAUUCACUGUGCAAGAGAAAGGAUGGCAGCUCUGGGUGACAGAUUUAUCACUUCUCAGAUGAUUAGAUGUAUCAGCAAUGGCAGCCUGAGCAGCAAACAAUUGUCUGGACUGGUACAAUUGUAAUAAUAAUAAUCCCAAAUACAUAUUCAUUGAAGCUUCUGGCUACUACAGAAUCUGUUGGCAAAUAGUACAGGCAAUUAGCACUUGUCAUUAAUUUAUCAGGGUGCAACACUGAGGGGGUGAUUUAUCAAAAUCCAAAUUUUCUGCUACAAACUGCGAUCAAAUCCUCUUGGGUUUUUUGUGCUUA